AUGGCCGAGCCCAUCCGCAACAAGCGGCCUGAUGCCGCCGCACCGACGCCGCAAAACACGCCCGCCAACAAUGCCCCCAUCUCCUCGCACGCCCAGCAGCCCGGCGUUCCCAGCAUCUCUGAGGAGCCGGUCGACCUUGCUGCUGCCGCGUCCCUUUUUGCCCAGAACCCCCGCCUUGUCAGCAUGAUCCAGGGCAAGCUCGGCAGCCUCGUGGGCCGCUCGUCUGGCUACAUUGAGUCGCUGCCGCCGCAAGUCAAGCGCCGUGUCUCCGGCCUGAAGGGCAUCCAGAAGGAGCACUCGAAGCUAGAGGCCGAGUUCCAGGAGGAGGUUCUCCAGCUCGAGAAGAAGUACUUCGCCAAGUUCACUCCCCUGUACGAGAAGCGCUCCAAGAUCAUCAAUGGCGCCAACGAGCCUACCGCGGAGGAGAUCGCCGCCGGCGAGGAGGAGGAGGAGGAGGAUGAGGAGGAGGAUGGCGAAGAGGCCCACAAGGCCGAGACCAAGGCCGAAGAGGCCGAGGAUGCCUCCACCGAGCCUGUCUCUGGUAUCCCGGAGUUCUGGCUGUCGGCCAUGAAGAACCAGAUCUCGCUCGCCGAGAUGAUCACCGACCGCGACGAGGGCGCGCUCAAGCACCUGACGGACAUCCGCAUGGAGUACCUCGACAAGCCGGGCUUCCGCCUGAUUUUCGAGUUCGCCGAGAACGACUACUUCACCAACAAGACCAUCUCGAAGACAUAUUUCUACCAGAGCGAGUCCGGCUACGGCGGUGACUUUAUCUACGACCACGCCGAGGGCGACAAGAUCAACUGGAAGGCCGAGAAGGACCUGACCGUUCGCAUCGAGCAGAAGAAGCAGCGCAACAAGAACACUAAGCAGACCCGCAUCGUCAAGAAGACCGUCCCGACCGAGUCGUUCUUCAACUUCUUCUCCCCGCCUGAGCCCCCGGCAGAGGAUGACGAGGAGGCAGCCUACGACAUCGAGGACCGCCUCGAGCUCGACUACCAGCUGGGCGAGGAUAUUAAGGAGAAGCUGAUUCCCCGCGCCAUUGACUGGUUCACGGGCGAGGCUCUGGCCUACGAGGAGAUCGACGAGGAUGACCUGAACGAGGACUUUGACGACGAUGAGGAUGAUGAGGACGACCUGAGUGAGGACCAUGACGAGGACGACGACUCUGACGAGGACGACGAUGAUAGCUCGAAGCCGAAACCUGACGCUCAGGAGUGCAAGCAAAGCUAG
This is a messenger RNA of Sporothrix schenckii 1099-18, 1233 nucleotides long. Its product is annotated as nucleosome assembly protein 1-like 1. Lineage: Eukaryota; Fungi; Ascomycota; Sordariomycetes; Ophiostomatales; Ophiostomataceae. Bases 1 to 1233 code for a protein of 410 amino acids. Gene Ontology annotation, molecular function: histone binding; chromatin binding. Gene Ontology annotation, cellular component: chromatin; nucleus. The transcript has 5 exons. The record is from RefSeq and is a predicted model, not a curated record. Gene Ontology annotation, biological process: nucleosome assembly.